Paramecium tetraurelia is the source of this 5142-nucleotide messenger RNA. RefSeq lists its product as uncharacterized. Gene Ontology annotation, biological process: calcium ion import across plasma membrane. The transcript has 8 exons. Gene Ontology annotation, molecular function: protein binding; high voltage-gated calcium channel activity. Gene Ontology annotation, cellular component: voltage-gated calcium channel complex; membrane. The record is from RefSeq and is a predicted model, not a curated record. NCBI's taxonomy places the organism in Eukaryota, Ciliophora, Oligohymenophorea, Peniculida, Parameciidae.
AUGUUUUAAUAAUUUUUAAACUGUUUCAAAAAUAAAUCAGCAAAGGAUGGUUCAAAAGAGUAUGAGAAGGACAUACUCUCAUCGGUGAUUGAUAUUUUGCCGAAUUACCAAAACAAAAAAGGAGAAGUGACAGCUGCAGAGAUUAGGAAAUAGACAAAUUAGACAGAUAAUCCGAAAGAAUCGAAUGACAAUCUGAUAAAAUAUGAUGAUGAUGAUAAUCCAUAUUGCAGGUUUUCUUUGGAUUAUUUUGCUUUAAACAACAGGUUUCGGGUUUUUUGUAUUUAAAUCAGUUAAUCCAAACUAUUCUAAUGGGUUCAUUCUCUUUUAUCGGUUAUAGUAGUCUGUGUACUGAUUGUUAAGCCCUAUAAUAAUGAGAAUAGUGGGUUAAAUAUCUCGAUAUCGAAUGCAGUGAUCAAUGGAAUAAUAAUUUCAUGCGAUGUAAUUUUUAGCAUUUAAGUUGUGAUAUCAAUUAUAUCAUACGGAAUUUGGAAUUGCAACUAUGGAUAUUACAAGGACCCUUAUGCCUUCAUAAAUAGUAUAUGUUUGUUAUUCGCCCUGAUCUUACGGCAAUCCUACUUAUACAUAUUCAGAGCAUUGUUUUUGGUGGACUUCAUCGUGCAGACCAAAUAUUUCUAAAUUGUAAAGAAAUUGAGUAAUACAGUUAAACAUGCAUUGAUGAUGACCGCCUAUGUGGUGAUAAUAAUUACAUUAUUGACCUACAUUUAUGCUACCAUGGGAGUCCAAAUCUGGAGUGAUUAAUUGCAUCAUUAUUGCGUGAAAGAUGGCGACAUCGAUGCCUAUCCAGCGAGAUUAUGUGGAAUGGGUAGGAAGUGUCCAGAAGGGUAUGUAUGUUAAAGAGGGUAUUUUCAUCAACCAUUCACGUAAUACGAUUAUAUUUCCUUUGAUGAAAUUCCAAAUGGUUUGCUUACUUUAUUUAUUUGUCAUUUUAUUGAGGGUUGGGUUGAAGUGGAAUAGAAUUUGGCUGAUACCUUUAAUAAGUACAUAAGUUCAAUCUUUCUAUGGUCUUACAUUAUUAUUGGGACAUUCUUUUUGUAAAACCUAUUGGUGGCUAUUCUCUUAAAUUAAUAUCAAAUGGAUUAGUAAGUUGAAGAACUACCGAAAAUCAAAGUCAAGAGUCAAACAAAAAUUCAAAUCAGCAAUGAGAGACGUAGGACGUAUUUCUUGACUCCAGGGCAUUUGAGUAAGAGCAAACAAAGAGCUCUUUAAUUGAUACAAAAUUAGCAUAGGAAAUCAAGGUAGAGAUCACAAUUACAAAUCAAACUUAAAGCAAUAGUAUCAUCCAAUUUUAUCAAAUACUUUUAUUCGCUUUUAUUUAUAACAAAUUUAAUCUUAUUUUCAUUGAAUGACGAAUCAGCAUACCAUAAUGAUUUCGAGAAUAAAAUCAUAAUUAUCAAUAUAGUAUUUCUGUUUAUAUACAUCUUGGAAGAUUUGGCAAGAAUGUAUGUCUGGAAAUAAAAGGAAAAUAAAUAUAUUCUGCUUUUAGAAUUUGUCAUAGACUUUAUUAGUAUAAUUGUUCAGCUUAAUGACAUGUCUUAUCCAUUUGUGCUUAAUGCUUUUAAGGGUUUAAGACUUCUAUGGUUCUUCAAUACGUAGACAAGUUGGUCAAACUAUAAAGUGUUAUUGUAAGCAUUGCAAAAGUCCUUUGUUAAUAUUCCUAAAUUAAUUUUGGUGUUCUUAACCUACAUGAUUGUCAUUGGAAUAUUGGGGAGAGAGUAUUUUGCUGGAGAACUGAUUUUUGAUGAAUAAGGUAAUUAUGAUAAGCAAGGUUCAAAUAUACCAAGAGCAAAUUUUGAUAGUAUUAGAAAUACAGUUUCAUCUUUAUUUAUAAUAAUUUGUUCUGAUCAAUGGGAGAACAUAUUUUACACAACUCUUGAGACUAAAUCCUGGAUUCCUUAUCCAUUUUUUAUUUUUGUGUUGAUUUUGUGUAGAUUUUUCAUCUUGUCCUCAUUCUUGACUAUCAUGCUUGAUAAUUAUGAGGAAGCCAAGAACGAGGCUGACAAAUCUAAGGCUCGUGCUUAGAGGGUCAUUUCAUCUAUGCAAAAAACUAAAGUGGUUCCAGCAGCUUAAUUAUAAUAAAUCCAAAAUUCUUCUUAGAUUGAAAAGAAAAGAUACUUCGGAAGAUUAUCGAAGAUGUCAGAUGAUAGUGAUGAUGAGGAGAAGGAAUCGAAACAUCAUGUUCUACAAAGACAAGCGUCGAAAUACCCAUAAAUUACAAUAGGCAAGAACAAUAAUAUAUAAAAAUAAUCAUCGAUACAAUAAGUGACAAUAGUCAAAAGCAAUGAUGAGAUCAGAAUAUCCUACAGUUCAAGUUAAUCAUAUAAGCAAUAUUUUAUGAAUUCAGCAUUAUUCGUAUUAAAUAACAAAAGCAUCUUAAGAAAAAGAAUACAAUAGUUAACAUAGAGUAAGUACUUUGAAUGGUUGAUGAGUUCAAUAAUAAUUUUGAAUAUCAUUCUAUUAGGCAUGGAUCUGCCAAUAUUUGAAUAAAAAGACUUAAUAUAGAAAUUUAAUCUUAUCUUCACAAUCAUUUUUAUUUUUGAAAUCGUAUUGAGAAUAUUAGCCCAUGGAUUUAUUUGGAAUCAAAUUGAACCUAAUAGAGCAUUCGUUUACAACAAUCAAAACAACUUCGAUUUGGCUAUAUUAAUUAUAAGUUCCAUUAGUGAUCUAAAUCUAUAUAACAGUGGAUAUUUGAAGGCAUUUCGAGCAUUGCGUACUCUAAGAGUGUUCUCAUCUGCUAGAAGAGGAUCUCAAAGUGAAGAAUUGAAUUUGAUAUCAAAAUCAUUGUUUCAGACCAUAUCCUUGUUAUCUUCCAUGAUAUUCGUGACUGGUAUCUGCAUUUGGAUUUUGAGCAUCUUUUGUAUGACUAUUUGGAAAGGCAAAUUGUACUUUUGUACAAAUGUGUAAUCAUAUGAUAACAUCUAUACAAAGCAAGAUUGUUUGGAUUAGAAAGGAGAAUGGAUCAAUAAUAUCACUAAUUUUGAUACUAUUUAGGAUUCAUUGCUCUGCUUGUUUAGAAUAAUAAUUGGAGAAGGGUGGACAAGUCAAAUGUAUUACGUUUCAGAUAUCACUGAAAGGGGGAUGCAUCCCAAAGUUGACUCAUCUGCUAACUAUUAGAUCUUAUAUUAUAUAUUGUUGUUCCUCCUGAAUAUCAUGCUAUUGAAUCUCUUCACUGGGUUGAUCAUCAACAAUUACAGGACAAUCAAAGAGAACAUCAGUAAUUACAAGUCGCUCAAUGAACAUCAGAGGGAAUGGUUGUAAAUGAUGUACAUAAUGCAAAAGAAGAAUCUAAUAAGAUUGAUUGAGAAACCCAAAAAUCAAUUCAGAUAGAUCUGUUACUCCAUCGCAACCUAUUCGUAUUUUGAAUUGAUUAUACUUAUUCUCCUCCUAUUGAAUUUAAUAUUUUGCUCUGCCAAUGGUAACUCAAUUAAUUAAACCACCAAAUCAGCCUUCUAUGUCCUGGAUAUCAUUUUUAUUACCCUCUUUCACAUUGAAGUAUUUAUCAAAUUUUCAGCCUUUUGGUAUUACUACCUAAAGGACUCAUGGAAUAAAUUCGACAUCCUGCUUCUGAUUUCUACAGAUGCCUUACUGAUACUCAAUAGCGAGAUUGAGAUGCCUAAGAUGUUCAUGAUUCCGUUGAUCAUUCGUUGUUUGAGGGUUCUAAACACGUAUAAGAUACUGAAGUUAAAUCGUCAACUCAAAGUCCUCAUUGAUGUCAUAUAGGAAAUACUACCAACCUUAUUAAGUGUAGUGGCUUUUAUCAUUAUAAUCAUUAUUGUAUAUGCAUUAAUUGGGAUUCAAACUUUGUCCGUAGUUAAAUCAACGUCUCAAGAUGCCCAAUACCCUUUUUAUUAGGAAAUCGGGUAGAGGAAUAAGAAUUUCCAGAACUUCUGGGAUGCUGUCUUAAUUUUAAUAGAAGUUACAACUGGAUAAUACUGGCCACUCUAUAUGUCAGAUUACACCAUCAAUAAGGCUGGUUGUCAUUCUUAGACUCCAGAAGACAUAUUGAAAGAGGGAGUUUAGGGAUGCAGUACCUUCUUUGGAUACUUUUACUUUAUUAGUUUUUUAGUAUUGAUCAGGAUAAUAAUGAUCUCAUUGUUUUUAGCCAUGAUUAUAGAAUCAUAUCAGGAAUGUUUGCUUGAGAAUACUGCAGUCAUUAAUCCUUAUUAGAUAGAGGAUUUCUUUUUAAAAUGGUCUGAUUAUGAUCCCAAAGGAACUGGAUGGAUAACUCCUGAGGAUUUUGCAUUUUUGAUGUUUGAGAUGAAUCCUCCUCUUGGAUUUAAGGAUGAGAAUGCUUGUUUGUAGUUGUUUGAUUUCAAUUAAAAUCAUAAGAAACAGUCGGCAUACAUCUACAAUCCUAGGACCAAGAUGCACCUUAAGAAAAUUGAUAUCUUCAAGAAACUCAGUGAUUUCUAAGUGUUAAUAUAUUAGAAUGAGAUGAUCCACAUUAAGGAUGUUAGUUUGUAGAUAGCUUAUAAUGCAGUGAAAAAGAAGAAUGCUUUGCAUGGGAUUGAAUAGAUUGAGGACAAAGUAGUAUUGAGAAACAUACGGAAAUCAUGGGAGGCUAAGUUCCCUGAUUUGGGGGAUCAGAAGUUCCUUCAUUUCGCAGUGGACAUCUUUGCGUAUAGUUCGAUAAGGAACAUAUUGAGAGGAGCAAUAGAGAGAAGAAAGGUGAAGAAGAGAAUCAAGGAAAUGCAGAAGCAAAACAAUCUUAGGUAGUUGGAAAUAAAUGAGAAUGCCUAUUUGACAACAAGAAUUGCAGACAGCAAUCAUCGUCAUCGCAGGAAGAGUCAGAUCAAUAAAAGAGUGUUCCCAUUUGCAUAAUCAUCUUAUCGGAUUAAGGAGCAAAAUCGUGAUGGGAAUGUUUAUAAUCGCAGAGUUGCUCUUAGGACUGAUCUGAAGUAGUCCCAAUAACAAUAGGCCUCCCAUUAAGAAUCUGUUUCACUCUCGACACACAACUUUUACAUUGAUCCUUAGGAAACGAAUAACGGAUUCCCUAUGAAAAUAGUAUUGGAAACGCAGAAGAUAGAUUUCCCAAGUGACAACUCCUAGCGUUCUUUCUUCGGGUAGAUGAAAUUGAGAGGGGACAUUUCAUAACGAAUGUCUGAUGAAGAGGAUAAUAUUUGA